Physella acuta is the source of this 2620-nucleotide messenger RNA. RefSeq lists its product as uncharacterized. Gene Ontology annotation, molecular function: protein binding. NCBI's taxonomy places the organism in Eukaryota, Metazoa, Mollusca, Gastropoda, Physidae. The record is from RefSeq and is a predicted model, not a curated record. Gene Ontology annotation, biological process: positive regulation of protein ubiquitination.
AGGCAGCUGUAGAUUUUGUCAUGGGUGGGACUACACAGCCUGACUGGAGCCAGCUGCCGAACGAGAUUCUGCUGCAAGUCUUCAGUUACCUUAGCAACAGCGACAAGUACCACGCCGCCCUCACCUGCAAGUCCUGGCUCCGCCCACUCUCAGUGCCGUCCCUGUGGCAGUCCGGAGAUUUUGUUUUUGACUGUAAAAGCGACGAAAAGGCCAUCCGGUUUGUUGACAUCACCGGCAAAACAUUACGUCAUAUUAAGGUAGAAUGUAAAAAACUUGAAAAUCUUCAAUUGGUAUUGGAAUACCACCCAUCUUGUUCCGAGAAGAUGUAUCUGUUUUUAGCCAGCCUUUUGAAUUCAGAGAAUCACCAGCUGUUGACCUUCAGACUGAAAAAUCUGAGCAGUUUGGAAACGUAUUGCGGUGGGGAAAGGUCAACGCCGUUGUCUGAGGUCGCUAAACUCCUGAAGAGAUUCUUGAAAGUCCAGCGACAGCUUCGUGUCCUUGACCUUAGCAAUAGCGAAAAGUCUGUGAGGUUCUGUUUCAAGGAAAUUCUUACCGUGAGGCAAGGCAUGAAAUUGCUGAUAGCAGCUGGCAAAUACUGCGGCACCACGCUACAUACCCUUGCUAUCGCCAGGCUCGUUAGCUUGAAAAGUAGUUUCCAUAAUAGCAUGAGCUAUCUUCCGCAAUUUCGAAACGCCAUCUCUGGUUUCAGCAAGUUAUCAGACCUUGACCUCAGCUAUGGUUAUCUGGAAGAUGACCUGCUACUCAGCCUGGCUAAUACAACAACCAGCCUCAAGUUGAUCACAGUUCGUGCUGAUGAAAUCCCAGAGUUAGAAAGUCAAAUUACCGCUCUAGCAUGGGAGAAGCUUACAGCGGCAUGUCCUGAGCUAAAAGCGAUUUUUCACAUCAAGCACAAAUUUGAGUCGUACUCCCAAGACCCAACAUUGAUACUCACACCAUCCAUGCCACUAUAUCAAGUCAAGUGGAAAGCUGGUGCCGCCAUCGCUAAAGAGAACUUAGAGAAGUUCUUUCAACAUGUGGCACAGAACUUUCAGAAUACCAUACACCACCUUCAUCUACAGACGGGUGUCCGCCCUGACACGGAACGCUUUGAGCUUGUGUUCAAAAGUUUGCAGGCGUGCAAAAAUCUGGACACCCUGUCCCUGUGUUUGAAAAGCUACAAGAGUGGUGACGUAGAGAUGUACAUGCUGGCAAUAAAAGAUGUCAUGACGCGAUGUCCAGUGUCAUGUGACGUCACACUGAACGGUCAAGUUGUGAAGCCGGACUGGAGCCAGCUGCCGUACGAAAUUCUUCUGAAAGUCUUUAGUUACCUUAGCAACAGAGACAAGUUCAACGCCGCCCUCACCUGCAAGUCUUGGCUCCGUCCACUCUCAGUGCCGUCCGUGUGGGAGUCCGGAGAUUUUAAUAUCGACGCAGAGAGUGCUGAUAAAGCAAUAAGAUUUAUGAAAAAGGUUGGGAGAUCAUUGCGCCACAUUCGUGCAGAUUGUAGAGCCGGCGAGUACGAUGUUUGGGGAGUCGGAGGCAGCUCAUCCUGUACCGAGAAGUUGUACCAGUUUCUGGUCGACUUAUUGAACUCAGGUAACAAACAGCUGUUGACCUUCAAGCUAACCAAUAUAUACAACUUGGAAAUCAGUUCCGGUAGAGACAAGCCCAGGUCAUUCUCAGAAGUCGCUCAACUCCUGACCAAAGUUUUGGAGUACCAGCAGCAGCUUCGUGUCCUUGACCUUAGCAACAGCCAAAAGUCUGUCCAGAACUGUAUUGAGGAUAAUCUUACCAUGAAGCAAGGUAUAAAAAUGCUGAACGCUGUCAGUAGAAGCUGCGCCAACACGCUCCAAAAAUUAGCGUUCCCCAGGCUCGUUAGCUUGAAAAAUUCUUUUAUUACUGAUCUGAGACUACUGUCACAAUUUCGAAGCGCCAUCUCUAGUUUCAGCAAGUUGUCAGACCUGGAUCUGAGCUACGACUAUUUGGAAAAUGACCUUCUGCUCAGCUUGGCGAAUACAAAUACCACCCUCAAGGUGAUCACAGUUCGUGCUGACGAAAUCCCAAUGAUAGAAAGUCAAAUAACCCCUCUAGCAUGGGAGAAGCUUACAUCGGCAUGUCCCGAGCUCCGAGUCCUAUUUUUCAUCAAACCCAUAUCUGAGUCGUACUUCCAAGACGUGACAAUGAUCCUAACACCAUCCAUGCCGCUCUAUCAAGUCAAGUGGAAAUCAAGCAGUGUCAUCGCUGUAGAGAACAUAGACAAGUUCUUUCAACAUCUGGGACAGAACUUUCAGAAAACGUUACACCAUCUAGAGUGCCGUACUGAUGUCCCCAUAGACACGGAACGCUUUGAAGUGUUGUUUAAGAGUAUACAGCCGUGCACAAAUCUGGACAGCCUCACACUAGGCUUGACCUCUUGUGUGAUUGAUGACGUGGAGAUGUACAAGCUGGCCAUCAGAGAUGUCGUGAAGCGAUGUCCAUUGUCAUGUGACCUCACUCUGAACGUCCAAGUCAAAUAAAACUGGUCAGUCUGACACGGUUGGUGGGGUCAGGAGAGUUUGCCAUGUUGGAUCAGUUCACGAAUGCUUUUUUUUUUAUCGGCAGUAAAAUAAUAUUGAGCGCA